Molecule: messenger RNA, 1747 nt
Organism: Cyanistes caeruleus (blue tit)
Lineage: Eukaryota; Metazoa; Chordata; Aves; Passeriformes; Paridae
Source: RefSeq, a predicted model, not a curated record
CCCUCUGGAGCCAGAGCACUCCCGCACCCAGCGCCGGCCGUGACCCGGGCCGGCACCCCCCACCCAGGGAUAACUUUCCCCGUCACCCGCCGCUACAGGUGUCACUACUUCCCCCGUCACCCCAGGCCCCGCUGCCCAGGGGUUCGCAGCCAGCACGAUACCAUGGGACAGGCAAAGGGGUCAUGCGACCGGGAACAGACCAUCCGCACACCCUGCCUCCUCUCCCGGAGCUGUCGGACUUAUCCCUCAUGCCGGGGAAACUGAGGCGCAGCAGGCGGGAGGUGCUGGGGGAGAAGCAGUGGCAGAGCCUGGAGGAGAGGGGAAGUGCACAUCUGGGGCAGCCCAAGCUCACCAGAUCCAGGACCUAUGAGCCCUCUUGCAAGGAGACAGAGCAGGCAGCCACGGGCACGCAGGGACCCCCAUCCCCCUCGCUGAGCAAGCAGGACAGCAGCUACCGCCGAGCCUUCGGGGAGCUCGCCGAGCAGGACAUGCUGCUGGGCUGCUUCUCGUGUGCCUGGCAGAGAGAGGUGCCCUACCACGGUCGUCUCUACGUGUCCUCCCGCCACAUCUGCUUCCACUCCAACCUCCUGCUCAAGGACAUCAAGGCCGUCGUCCCUGUUGGCUCCGUCUCAGCCAUCAAAAAGACCAACACGGCGUUGCUGGUGCCUAACGCAGUCAGCAUCCGCACGGCAAAGGGGGAGAAGUUCCUCUUUGUGUCGCUGCGCCAGCGAGAGGCCACGUACCAGCUCCUGAGGUCAGUCUGCAAACACCUGCAGGUACGCGGGGCCUGGAUGGGGAGGGGGGGGCUCCAUCCAUCCAUUGCAGGUCACCUCCCUUCAUCUCUCCUUGUCCAGGACAGCGGCCAGAGCCCUCGAAGCUCAGUGAACAACGAGGAAACUCUUAGGAAGUCUCAAAUCUCGAGCUCUUCAGACCUGGGGCAGAGCACCCCGGAGCCAAACAGCCUCCACGAAUCCCUGGAUGAGCCAAACCCAACAUCAAGGCAAGCAGAGGACGAGGAUGAUGGGGUGGCCCUACUAGUUCCCAGCAGCAGCGAAUGGGUGCCCUCAGCAGAGACCUGUGGCCUCUGGGGGGGACCCCACACCGUGCUCCAGGCCUGGGCUACUGCACUUUGGUCCCGGAUAAACCCCCAGCUGAGCCCUCUCAACAUCAUCAUCAUCAUCUACCUGCUGCUCAUGGUGGCCUUGCUGCUGUCCUCGGGGUACAUCAGUCUGCGCAUUGCGGAGCUGGAGCAGCAGCUGGAGUUUGUGGGGGCUUGGCCACAUCUCAACCUGUCACAGCAGUGAGUGGAGGGGCAUGGGGUGGCCUCUGUCCCCAUCAGAGACUCCUCACCCUGCCUGCCCUCGGGUAGAAGACAACGUGAGGCCACCAAGGACCAUCACCAGAGCUCCAGUUGGGGGGUCAGGGCCUCUCUGAGCCCUUCCUUGGCCUCUCAGGGGUGGCUCUGUCACCAAGUGCCUUCCAGCCCCCCACAAUGCCUGAGAAGCCCAAAUGGGCUGCAAGGCUCCAUCUCUCUCCCCACUGUCUGCCCACCCUGAGCAGCAGCAGAAGAGACCCAGGGAGCUCCCUGUGGGACACAGAGCAGGGAAGGGGGGCUGGAGUCAGCACCAACCCCCACCCAGCCCUGAGGCAGGGCAGGCAGAGGGGGCCAAGCCCCAGGCAAGGCAGGGGCACAAAGAACAGAUUAUAUUAGUAAAUAUUAAUAAAAUCAGUAUUAUAUUAAUACUUA